AUGAACACUCAAAGAAGACAGUCCUGCCAUUUAAUCAUUUCCAAUCUGUGGAUAAUCCAGCUCCUUUUGCAUGCAUCUGUGUGUUCAGGGUUCUCCAGUGUGCUUCCUUUUUCACGGUUACAGCAGCUGCCAUCCAGUCGCCCAGUCCACACAACGCAUUCAUCAUUACCGCCAUGGCACAUUGAUGCCGCCCUGGAUGCUCUACGAUCUCAAAGCCAACUUCCCAUUUUUGAUGUUUUGAGACAAGCGCGGGAAAGCCUGAAAGAUCCACAGAAUCUGUUGUUGCAGGCACCACCAGGAGCCGGCAAAACUACCGUUUUGCCACUGGACCUGUUGGCGGCAGCCUCCCAAUGGGAUACUACGGAAGACGAACUGCCACAAAUCAUCGUGGUGGAACCAAGACGAGUUGCCACACGAUCUGCUGCCCAGCGAAUGGCUUCUAUUCUCCAACAAUCCACAGGGCAAACGGUGGGAUACGCCUUUCGUGGAGAAGCCAAGCUUUCCAAAGGCACCCAAGUGAUUGUGAUCACGGACGGGGUACUGUUGAAUCGAAUGCGUCAAGACCCAUCACUGGCGGGUAUUCGGUCCAUUAUCUUUGACGAGUUUCAUGAACGAGGAGUUGGGUCUGAUACUGCCUUGGCUCUGGCAGUGGAAAUCCAACGAUCUCUUCGCCCAGAUCUUCGGUUGGUGGUCAUGUCAGCAACGCUGUUUGAUGAUGACAAUAGCGAUGCAAAAGACAAACUGGUCAGAGCCUUGGGUGGACGCGAAAACUGCAAAGUUCUCAUCAGUAAGGGAAGACAGUACCCUAUCAAAGUGGAAUGGGCCCGAAAAGGAUACGCACCAUUGGCGCUCCUCAUGAAAAGCCGCAAUGAUUUGGUGUCCACAAUGUGUCAAGCUAUUGAAGAGGCACUUCAUCUCGCUCCCAACAAGGGAGAUAUCCUUGUAUUUCUACCAGGGGCUCGCGAAAUUGAACGGGUCGUAGAAGAUCUCACAUCACGCCGCGUCGACGCGGAGGUGCUCCCACUUUACGGGAGUUUGCCCAAAGACAAGCAGGACUACGCGCUAUAUGCCUCCUUUGCUUCGAAAAGGCGCGUGAUUGUGUCUAGCCCCAUUGCAGAAGCAUCCUUAACGCUGGAGCGAGUCACUUGCGUCAUAGAUUCCGGUCUAAGACGGGAACCACGAUGUGAUACCGAUACGGGGAUGCCACGCUUGGUGACAACCCGCUGUUCCAAAGCAUCCGCACGGCAACGAGCAGGUCGAGCAGGACGGACUCAAGAAGGACUUUGUCUUCGAAUAUACGCUGAAUCCGAGUUUGAAAAUCAAUUCGCAGAUCACUCGCCACCCGAGAUUAUGAGUACGGACCUGGUGCCAACACUACUGUUCCUUUCGGAUUGGGGUUGCCUGAGUCCGGCCGAAAUCUACGAUGAGGUGGUGUUUGUGGAUGCACCCGAAGGCCCCGCAUUGAAGAGAGCGUAUGAUACGCUGAUUGCCUUGAAGGCACUGGAGGAAACGGAUGAUGAUCGAUACAGCUUUACAGAGCUAGGGCGAUCACUUGUUCAACUGCCUACCCACCCGCGCCUAGCGACUGCCAUUACACUCGCAGCGGAUGCUCGUGAGAAAUUAGCUGCUGCCGUGAUAUCUUCCGCGUUUUUGGAUGAAGACAGCAGCGGAUUUCGCACAAGGGAACCAAACCUGGCGCCACGCAUUCGAGCAGUUUUGGAAAGUUCACGGCAGUCAUUCCAGGUGAAGAGCAUUCUACAAUAUGCAAGUCGAAUCAGCAAGGAGGCAGUAGAGUCGAUUCAAUACUAUUUAGACGAUCCAACAAAUAUUCGGGAGGUUCUGGACGUGAUUGGGGAAACACUGCUUCCAGGCUUCGUCGAUCUUGUGGCAGAACGAAAAGGGGAUGCUUCUUAUGGCGGGACAACAUAUAUGCUGUCACUUGGAAGGUCAGCGCGGUUGGAUGACACAAGGGACUCUCCUGAAUAUGUUGUGGUGGCAGAGACAACCACAGGCGAUGACGGGAUCGCCCGGAUUCGUUCCUAUGCAUCUGUUACAGAAGAUGCUCUUCGUCGUGUCGCCAUCGAGAAGGAAGUCGUUUUCACCGUGCCCAGCCGUGGGCACGAGGUUCGGGCAAAACGUUCCUUGACCGUAGGAUCGCUGGAGCUUUCUUCUACUCCGUUGCCAGCUCCGACCGCCGAGGCAAGAUCCGAAAUUCUCUUGGAAACAAUUCGCCAACUGGGAGGGGUGUCGACGGCGUUACUGCAGAACAUUCCAAGAGAUAAACGAACAGAGAUCGAAGAGCUUCGAGAGCGUGUUCGUCUUGCAGUAUCGCUUGACAGUGGAUCAGAUUGGCCGCUCUGCUUUGCUGCCUUGGACGCGAUUGAAAAGGGAGAGGGGAAACCCAGUGAUAUCAACCAAUUGGAGGAGCUAGUUGAGCCUUGGUUGAGUUCGGCGGAGUCUCUCAAGAGCCUCAACCUAUUUAAAAUCUUGGCAGGAUCGCUUACACCAGACCAAAUCGUUUCACUUGAUCAAGACUACCCAGCAAAGAUCGCAGCACCUGACGGAACACGCAUUCCUGUGCAUUACUCAAAUGGGAUACCCACAGCGUCGGCCAAAUUGCAACAGUUCUUUGGGCAGACUGAAUCGCCCUGUAUUGGGCCUCGCAACAAUCGAAUUCCUGUGUCUUUGUCUUUGCUCUCCCCAGCUGGAAAAGAGCUCGCGAAAACAAAGAAUCUCCCAUUCUUUUGGAAAGAAACGUAUCCAUCCGUGAGGGCCGAAAUGAGAGGUCGAUAUGCCAAGCAUCCCUGGCCUGAGAAUCCUAUGGAAGCCAUCCCUACUCGUCAAACAAAAAAGCAACAAGCUUCGGUUGCCAACGGCGCUGCAGAGCCAACGACGGCCAAGAAGAAAAGGGGUGGAAAGCGGCGUCGUUGA
This is a messenger RNA of Seminavis robusta, 2931 nucleotides long. NCBI's taxonomy places the organism in Eukaryota, Bacillariophyta, Bacillariophyceae, Naviculales, Naviculaceae. The record is from the annotation of a GenBank genome assembly.